This is a messenger RNA of Ruditapes philippinarum (Manila clam), 542 nucleotides long. Its product is annotated as ciliary microtubule inner protein 1-like. The coding region runs from base 94 to 492 and encodes 132 amino acids. NCBI's taxonomy places the organism in Eukaryota, Metazoa, Mollusca, Bivalvia, Venerida, Veneridae. The transcript is spliced from 4 exons. The record is from RefSeq and is a predicted model, not a curated record.
UUGUUAACGUUGUAACCUCUAGUAACUCUCUAACUACAUAUCACAGAAGUCGUUGGGUUAAUAUCGGUUUGACAAAGGUAAAGAAGCAAAAGGAUGGCGGAAAACUCUGCCGGGAAGCGUUUGUCAAAGAUUUUAAAUAUGGUGCAAAGUGACGAAAUUUGGAAAGAUCACGUUCGUCGUGAAAAUGUAACAGCACGGCAAAUAUGGCCAGAAACCUGGGGAUAUCUUGUGUACGAAUACAAAAUGUUAAACUGCAAACUUGCUGGGGAUCCUCCACUAUCACGACCCCAGUCCAACCAGACUCCGGAAACGUUGAAGUUACCUGUUAUACCAAAGAAGAGGGCGGGAUUUCCUAGCACAACAAGCCAAGGAAUCGGCUGGACAUCAGCAAAGAAUACAUUGCGUACCCAGAUGGUAACAAGUUUUGGAGAACAAAAGCGAGGCAAAUGUAGUAUACAGAGAAGAUUUAAGUGGCCUCACGAUGCAGUUUAAGCUUAUGACAACAUUUUUAGAUAUAACUUAAUAUGAGAUUUUAAAAAUUA